AUGCAUCAAGUGAUAGUAGUCUGUACUCUGAACAGGCUACACAUGGGAGUACACCUGCUCCGGAGGAACUCGAUAAAUAUCAAUAUCAGCUCCAUGCUAUACAGCAAAAUCAAGAUCAAAACUCACUUUGAGCAGUUCUAUUCACGCCUCGGUCGAGCCCCCCCGAGUCUCGGUCAUCUGGAUCUAGCAUCUAUCCCGCCAUCGUCCACAUUGGCGACUGCAGCCCGGGGAGCUCGGCAGCCUUAUGUGCCUCAAGCCAAGAUCGGUAACGGCGCCUACGGAACGGUCUAUCGAGCAGUUCAUUCCUACACCGGAGCUUAUGUUGCGGUCAAGGAGAUCCACAAGCUGAACGAACGGAGCUUGCAAGAACCAGCAAUUCUGCAAAGCCUCUCUCAUCGCAACAUUGUCAAGUUUAUCGAGUUCAUCUCGAUGGGUCACGAUAAUACUAUGAUAGUGAUGGAACUCGUUCACGGCCCCAACCUAGAGAUAUCUCAUCAACAAUCGCCAUUCACACUAGAUGACACCUGA
This is a messenger RNA of Cryphonectria parasitica EP155, 528 nucleotides long. RefSeq names its product Pkinase-domain-containing protein. Gene Ontology annotation, molecular function: ATP binding; protein serine/threonine kinase activity. NCBI's taxonomy places the organism in Eukaryota, Fungi, Ascomycota, Sordariomycetes, Diaporthales, Cryphonectriaceae. Gene Ontology annotation, biological process: protein autophosphorylation; peptidyl-serine phosphorylation; autophagosome organization. The record is from RefSeq and is a predicted model, not a curated record. The transcript has 5 exons. Bases 1 to 528 code for a protein of 175 amino acids. Gene Ontology annotation, cellular component: cytoplasm; autophagosome.